Messenger RNA from Penicillium expansum, 489 nucleotides. RefSeq names its product DUF3602 domain-containing protein. Bases 1 to 489 code for a protein of 162 amino acids. The record is from RefSeq and is a predicted model, not a curated record. The transcript has a single exon. Lineage: Eukaryota; Fungi; Ascomycota; Eurotiomycetes; Eurotiales; Aspergillaceae.
AUGCCUUCAUCAAAUUACCGCGUUGUUGAGCCGCACCCUUCAGUGCCCCAUGCCGGCCGUCCAGCUGUCUACACUGGCCGAGGAGGAUGCGGGAAUGUCGUCAACCUCAAGAACACCAAGACCACCGACUCGCGCAGCGCAACCGGUCCAGCUUCUCUAGCUCGUCUCGACUCCCGCAUCCCAACAACCUUCAUCUCCGGCCGCGGUGGUGCCGGCAACGUCCACAGCAGCACCGAACGUGCCAUCUUCAGCUUCGACGAAGAACUCGAACGUGAUCUGCGCCAGGCUGCCCCCGUCUACCACGUCGGACGUGGCGGUGCCGGAAACACCAUGUACCGUGACGACUGCAGCAACUCCAGCUUGAGUCGCAAGUACUCUGCUGCCAGCACGGCUACCAAUUCCAGCACUGGAUCCGUGGCUGAUCGUGCCCGUGACAUGGCCCGCCGUGGUCUUGAGAAAGGUUGGGGCAAGCUGAAGGGCACUGCCUAG